This is a messenger RNA of Aureobasidium musti, 978 nucleotides long. Lineage: Eukaryota; Fungi; Ascomycota; Dothideomycetes; Dothideales; Saccotheciaceae. The record is from the annotation of a GenBank genome assembly.
AUGUCGACUUUGAAAGAGAUCCUCGCGCUCGAGCAAGUGGAGCAUAACCGCUUUAAGAGCAAAUUCAACCCACCUCGCAUGGGAAAUGUCUUGCCGAUUGCAUUUGGAGGAUAUACUAUUGGUGUUGCGACGCAUGCUGCCUGCUUUGAUAUUCCGCCAAGCCACAGACUCUACGCAAUAAACGGCAACUUUCUGGGUCCGGCAUUGACAGAUCGCCCCGUGUUUAUCAACACAAAAGUAUACCGCUCAACUAAAACCUUUACAACAAAGCUCGUCGAAGUCUUGCAGAAACAGGAUGAUGGCAAGNNGGAGAGAGUGUGUCUUGUAGCUCUCGCAGACUUCCAUGUCGUAGAGCCAGAGCCGUUCAUGGUAUACUCCGCGCCGCCGAGCAAAAAGUAUUCCCCAGUUGAGGAGUCCUGGACGCCAACGGAUCGCAANAAGACCAUGGUGGAGGAGAAGAUCUUGACCCAAGCCGACGUGGAUAGACACGAUAAACUGUUCAGCCUGAUGAGCGAAUUGAUUGAUAUGCGAUUCACACCUCAAAGCAUCCACGGACAGACUCUGCAGGGCUUUGCAAAGGGACAUAAGACCACGCAAGAGCAUCUACCUCUUACCGAUCGUUCUUCAGCAGACUGGCUUCGUGUGCGUGAGAAGGUAUCCACGCAUGCCGAGAAUGUUACUAGUCUGGCUUUCCUACUGGACGCGAGUAUCUCUUUUACACCGCUUGUGCUGCAAAGCAUGCCAUUGACGGAAUCGGGAGCUUGCUCAACCUUGGAGUUUUCUCUCAGAUUCUUGACGCCGGAGAUCAAUACCAACGAGUUCCAUAUGCGCGAGUGGAAGACGUAUGCUGGAGAUGCCGCAAGGACGUUUUCGGAAGCAAGACUCUGGGACGGCAAGGGUAAAAUGGUUGCGAGCAUGUCUCAAACUUGCAUCCUGAGACCGCCAAAGAAGGCAGCAACGAAGAAAUCGAAGCUCUAG